ACGCCACCGCAGGAAGAAACUGCAACGGAAAACACUCUCUGCUUCUUCUCCUUCUUCUCCUUCUCCUUCCUCUCUCUCAGAUUUGGUUCUCCAUAAACCAUAACUGUAUCUCUCAUUUUUCAUUUGCUUUCGGAGCUCUGAUUGCACGUAUGUAUGAUAUCGUCGUUUCAUUGUUUGCUAUUUGAAAAAUGAAUUCGUAGAAGUUGAGAAGUUCAGUUUUAUAGCUUGCGGAGCAAGGAUGAAUUCGUAUGCCAGGGAGGGAGUAGGUGUUUGAGGAAGUGUGCGGAAUUGAUUUGCAGAGGAUUUGAACCGAAAUCUCUUGUAAAAUAAGCAUCCAAAUUUUGAGGUGGUUCGGCAGUCCUAUAUAUUGAAGAAACAAGGCGUUCUGAAGUGAAAGAUCAGAAACAAAAUGAAUAAUUCAGUCUCGGAUCACAGCUUCUACAUUGAGAGUGAUGAAGAGGAUGAAGAGAACAUGUCAAACAGAGGCAAUAAUGACGGACAUGAUUCGGAUUCUUCCCAUUCUUCCACUGAAAUUGAGCAGCAGAACAAACCCAGUUCUUACAAUACUUCAUGGCCUCAAAGUUACAGGCAAUCUAUUGAUCUGUACAGUAGUGUACCGUCUCCAAGUAUUGGGUUUUUGGGCACUCCGUCCCUGUCAAGAUUAGGCAGUUCAUUUCUUUCCUCAUCACUAACAAGGAGACACACACCUGAAGUAUUGUCUUCUUUGGUAAAACCUCUGCUACCAUCAGUAGCAGAUGAGCAACAGGAGCAACAAAGGCGUAGUUCUCAUUCGUUGCUUCCCCCAAUUCCACCAUCAAGAAGGUCUUAUAUAAAAAAGGCAGGUCUAGAUCAAAAACCCCACAAGGUCUCACAUGAAGUUCCAAUUUCACGCCAGAGCUCAUAUGGACAGGCUGUGCUAAAUGGGAUGAAUGUAUUGUGUGGAGUCGGAAUUCUUUCUACUCCAUAUGCGGUGAAAGAAGGGGGAUGGGUUGGACUAUCAAUACUGCUUAUAUUCGCAUUGCUGUCAUUCUACACUGGGAUUCUCUUGCGUUACUGCUUGGAUAGUGCUCCAGGGCUUGAAACUUACCCAGACAUUGGCCAAGCUGCAUUUGGUACUACAGGCCGAUUUGCCAUCUCGAUAAUACUAUACGUGGAACUCUAUGCUUGUUGUGUUGAAUAUAUAAUUCUGGAGAGUGAUAAUUUAUCAUCACUCUUUCCAAAUGCCCAUUUAAACUUUGGAGUCUUUGACUUAGGAUCACACCAUCUAUUCGCAUUGAUGACCACCCUGGCUGUUCUUCCUACUGUCUGGCUCCGAGAUCUCAGUGUUCUUAGUUACAUCUCUGCUGGGGGAGUUGUUGCUUCGAUAUUGGUGGUCCUCUGCUUGUUUUGGGUUGGCCUAGUAGAUCAGGUUGGCUUUCAAAGUGAAGGGACUGUACUGAACCUCACCAAUCUUCCUGUUGCUAUUGGUCUCUAUGGCUACUGCUAUUCAGGGCAUGCUGUUUUCCCAAACAUCUAUACUUCAAUGGCAAAACCAAACCAAUACCCAUCAGUACUCCUAAUUAGCUUUGCUAUUUGUACUCUCUUAUAUGCUGGAGUUGCUGUGUUGGGAUACCAAAUGUUUGGAGAAUCAACAUUAUCACAAUUCACUCUUAACAUGCCCCAAGAUUUGGUUGCCUCUAAGAUUGCAGUGUGGACAACGGUAGUUAACCCUUUUACCAAAUAUGCAUUAACCAUGUCUCCAGUAGCAAUGAGUCUGGAAGAGUUGAUCCCUUCAAACCAAUCCAAAUCUCACAUGUAUGCAAUCCUCAUUAGAACAGCCCUGGUGAUCUCUACAUUGCUUGUGGGCCUCACCGUUCCCUUCUUCGGUUUGGUGAUGGCAUUGAUUGGAUCUUUUCUCACAAUGCUUGUAACUUUAAUACUUCCAUGUGCUUGUUUCCUAAGCAUCUUGAGGGGAAAAAUCACACGUUUUCAGGGAUCACUCUGUAUUCUUAUUAUUGCAGUGGGCGUUGUGUCUUCAGCCUUUGGAACUUACUCUGCCCUUGCCAAAAUUAUUGAGAAGUUGAGCUGAAGUUGUUUUGAAAAUUUUCCCUCCAUUCCCUUGCUUUUGAGUAGAUGUUGGAUGUUGUUUUUCAUGCAUCUCGUGAUGUUUAAUUUUAUCUGUAUCUGUUAAGGGUAUUGAUGAGCAAUAAAUAAAAGCCAAGCACCAUUUGUAGCCUUUUUCAA
Messenger RNA from Vitis riparia (riverbank grape), 2223 nucleotides. Its product is annotated as amino acid transporter AVT1C. The coding region runs from base 410 to 2068 and encodes 552 amino acids. Lineage: Eukaryota; Viridiplantae; Streptophyta; Magnoliopsida; Vitales; Vitaceae. Gene Ontology annotation, cellular component: plasma membrane. The transcript is spliced from 14 exons. The record is from RefSeq and is a predicted model, not a curated record.